This is a messenger RNA of Condylostylus longicornis, 5108 nucleotides long. RefSeq names its product GATA zinc finger domain-containing protein 14-like. The record is from RefSeq and is a predicted model, not a curated record. Bases 572 to 4960 code for a protein of 1462 amino acids. Gene Ontology annotation, cellular component: nucleus. Lineage: Eukaryota; Metazoa; Arthropoda; Insecta; Diptera; Dolichopodidae. The transcript is spliced from 6 exons.
UAGUCCGAAGAAAAAGUAAAGUUAAAAAAAAAAAUUUAAUAAAAAAUAAUUUUUUUUGCUUCACGAAAUUUAUAUUCAGUUUAAACGUGUUAUGAAUCUGAUUCCUGCCAUAAUACUGCGGAAAAAAAAAAUAAAUUUAGUUGUAUAAAAAUAUUUUGCGAUUUAGACUUAGCGAGUAAAAAUUAUCGUUUAUCCGACGGAUUUUUUGUUUCUUGACUUGAUCGGCGUUGUUAAUUUUUAAUAUAAUAUAACGUAUAUCAAUUAUAAAUUAUGUAAACUUAGUGCAUGUAAGCAAUGUACUCAAUGUGAAAAAAAAUAUCAAACUACUUAUUAAAUUAAAUCUAAGAAAUGUGGUAAAAGAUAUUUAGAUAUGUACAUAUGUGCUUUAUUCUGUUGGAUAUUUUAAAAUGAAUUUUUCGAAAAUUAUUUCAUUUUAAAAAAUGUUUUAAAAUAUUCAAAAUAAUUUUAUUUUUCGUAAGCGUGUACACAGUUAAACGUGUAAUUUGUUGAGGCAAUUAUAACUACCUUAAAUACUAAAAACAAACAUUUCUAGAAUAAGUUAAAGCUAAAAAUGGAAAUGGUUACUGAAGCAAAACAUCUUCCAUUGGAUUAUAGUAUAAACAUAAAAUCUAGUUUGCAUCACCUUAAUCAUCAUAACAUUCAAUAUCCAAAUCACUUACAUUCUGCAACGUCCAAUAAUCAUAUCUAUAACAGUCUACAAAAACAGCAUGAUACUCGAAAAAGUGCCUCACCGUUACCAAUAACUGCUUUGGAUAAUAGUAAUCUUAAAACUGUUACUAUUUCAUCGACAACAUCAGCACCAAUGGAAAUAACUAAAGACUCUAUAAAUAUUCAUUUAGGGUUAUUAGAUAUAUCAGCUAUAACUUCUCAACAGUUAACAUACCCAACUGUUGAUUCACCUUAUCAAUCAGAAAGAACCAGUAAUAUAAAUUACAAUAAAAAUUUCAAUGCAAGAGCUGAAGAUCAUCCAUUAAACUUUAAUGGCCUUUGCGAUUAUUCUUCCAAUAAUGUCAACAUUUGCAAUGGAAAAUACAGUAAUUGUACUUAUGAUACUAAUAAUAGCGAUAAUAAUAACAAUAUUCCUAACAAUAGUAGUACAUCGAAUGUUGAUAAUCUGCAUAAUAUAAAAGAUAACAGUGGUAACAGUUAUUAUAAUAAUAGUGCUGACAACAUUAAUAAUAAUGAUAAUAAUAACGAAAUAAAAAAUAAUUACUUUAGUUAUAAUAACAGUAAUAAUCAAGGUUAUGGUAAAAAUAGUGAACACGAAGAAAUUUCCAAAACGAAAAAUAGUAAUGAUAUUAAGUACGCUAAUUUUAAUAGGAAUCAAACUAGUAUAUUAAUGCAAAAUAAAAUAAUUAACUUCACCCGUACCAAUGACUGUAAUGCUAAUCGUUGCAAUGGUACUGAAAAAAUAGUCCAUGAAAUUGAUAUUAAUUAUAAUAUUAAUAAUGACAACAGUAAUAAUAGUAAUGAUAAUAAUGCCAACACCAAUAAUAAGAAUACCAAUAAUAAUAAUAAUUAUAAUAAUAAUAAUAAUGAUAAUAAUAAUAAUAACAAUAAUCAAAAUAAUAAUAGUAACAACGAUAAUGAUAAUAAUAAUAAUAACAAUAAUAAUCAAAAUAAUAAUAGUAACAACGAUAAUGAUAAUAACAAUAAUAACAAUAAUAAUCAAAAUAAUAAUAGUAACAACGAUAAUAAUAAUAAUAAUAAUAAUAAUAAUAAUAAUAACAAUAAUAAUCAAAAUAAUAAUAGUAACAACGAUAAUAAUAAUAAUAAUAAUAAUAAUAAUAAUAACAAUAAUAAUAAUAAUAAUAAUAAUAAUAAUAAUAAUAAUAAUAAUAAUAACAAUAAUAAUAAUAAUAAUAAUAUUAAUAUCAAUAAUAGUAAUUAUAACAAUGAUAGUAGCUAUUAUAAAAACAGUAAUAGUGAAAUUGAGAAUGAUGAUGAUUAUAAUAAUAAUAUGAUUGAUAAUUAUAACAAUUAUAUUCAUAAUUUUGACAAUAGUAACAAUAAUCCAAAUGACCACAAUAAUCAUAGUAAUGAUAGCAAUAAUAACAACAAGGAUAAUUAUAAGAGUAUCAAUAAUAAUAAAACUAAUGAUGAAAACAAUAACAAUAGUAACCGUAAUAAUAACAAUAAAAAUUAUAAUAAUAUUAGCAAUAAUAAUCUUUGUAAUAAUAAUAAUAAGAAUAAUAAUAAUAAUAAUAAUAAUCAUAAUAAUAUUAAUAAUAAAAAUAAUAAUAAUAACAAUAAUAAUAGUAAUCAUAAUAGCAAAAAUCAUAAUAAUAAUACUGAUGAUAAUAAUAAUAAUGAUAAUAACAGUAAUAACAAUAAUAUUCAAAAUAAUAAUAGUAACAACGAUAAUGAAAAUAAUAAUAAUAACAAUAAUAAUAAUAGUAAUAAUAAUAUUAAUAAUAAUAAUAAUAAUAAUAACAAUAAUAAUAACAAAAAUAACAAUAAUAUUAAUAAUAAUGUUAAUAUUGACAAUAAAAAUGAUAAUAUUAGUAGUCGUAAUGAACACAAAAAUAAUUGUAGUUAUACUGAUAGACAAAAAAUAAGUAGCAAAUUUGGAAACGACUUAAGGAAUGUUAGUAACAAUAAUUGUAAUAACCAUAACUACUUUGUUAAUAAAUAUUCUGGUAAUAAGAAUAACCAGAAAUUUAUUAUCAGCACUAGCAAUAUUAAAAAUGAUAACAUCAAUAAAAAUGACUAUGAUAAUAAAACUGACAGUGAUCGUAAUGAUGCCAAUCAUAAUUGUUGUGAUUGCAAUACGCAUUACAGUAAUAAUAAGUUGACCUAUAAUUGCAAUAUUAAAGUUGUUAAUGAAAGUAAUAAAACUGUGAAUAACGAAAGUAGUGUUAGUGUGAAAGAAAAUAAUUGCAAUAGUAUCCAUUUUAACUUAUACAAUAAUAAAGACAAUAACAACAAAAGGAAAAACAUCAACGGAGGUUUAAACGAUAACAGCGUAAACAAAGCUAGUAAUUGCAUUAUAAAUGAACUUAAUUCUAAUGCACUUAGUAACAGCUAUCAAAUAUCUAGCGCCUUUAAAGUAGUGACACCAAAAAUAAAGUCCGUCGCGGGAAAUAGCAGCGCUUUAUCACCAGGUUCGUUCGAUUUAAUUAAUCAUUAUAGACAACUAUUACCACUGAGAUCAUCAACAAUUUUAACACAGUCGGUUACUUUGCAAAAUUCUGUAUCCCCAGCAUUUCUUUUAGAAGAAAAUAUAAAUAAAAGUCGAAACCAACUUUUUUACAACAACAUCAUCAACAAUAAUAGUAAAGUGAAUGAUAUUGAUAAUAGUGAUAGUAGUUGUAAUAACAAAAAUUGUCAGGAAACAACUAAUUACCAUAAUAACAACACUAAUGAUAAUAAAAGCAAAAGUAAUAAUAUUGGAAAUCCAACAAACAACACAAUAAAUGUUGUUGGUAAUAUUAACCAUAAUUUAAUAGAAUCAAGGAUAUCGUCAUCAAAUACAAUAGGAACGACAACAAAUGCAAACUUAUUCACGUCUUUAAAUAAAGUUGAAUCAGAUUCUCUAAACAAUAGGGCAUUUCUUUUUAAUUCCGUUGGAUCUAACGAUGGAUCAACUUGUUCUGUGCUAACUGUAUCAUCCUCACCACUAGAUAGUACAAAAUAUAACCAAAAGACAGCAAAAGAUGAAUUAGCAUUUGGAAUUAGCCGUCUAGUAAGAUCUUCUGAUCUAUCUGAAGAUGAAGACAAUGAUAGUGUAAAAUAUUCUUAUGAUAAAUCACCAAAAAGCGACAAUGCGCAUAUAAAACGUUUCAAACAUGAAUCCAAAUCACCAUCUCGAAGUUCUUCAAGAACUCCUGAAAUGAUAACACGAUCUAGCUCAACUAGUUCUUCAGAGCUGGAAGUCGACUCGCCGCCACCUCCUUUAUAUCCUGUGUUGCAAUCAUCUAACAAAAUUAUGCAUGAUUUAUCGGGUGAUAGUGUCGGUUUGCAUUCGACUGCCUCGAAAAAGUCGGUGGGUUUCUCAGUAUCUGCACUUUUAAAACAAGAUCAACCAGCUGCUUCCAAUAUUCCAAAAUCGCCAGUACCUGUUAGUUCAUUUGAAAUAUUUAGAAAUAAUUAUGCACAUGGUUAUGAACAAACGGGAAUGUUGCAUCGACCAUUUAUUACGCCAUUUCCUUUGGCUGCAUUUGCUUUUGCAUUUCAUCAAGGUCAACAACAUGGAACUUCAAGUUAUCAUCCAACAUCACAGGAAGAUUUCAUGCGAUUACGCGCGCUAAUGGCUACUGGACAUAUAUCUGGCAAUAAUCCGGGUAUAAACGAAAAUACGGGAACUAACGGCAGGACUGUUCAUGCACCAAACGUACAACUAGGAUUUUCACAUGGUCCUCAUGUGCAUUUCCAUCAUUUACCAAAAUGGCCUGGAUUACCACAAUUUAGUGAUUUAUACUCGUGUAUGAAAUGCGAAAAAAUGUUUAGUACUGCUCAUGGUCUCGAGGUGCAUGCAAGAAGAACUCACCACGGUAAAAAACCGUAUGCCUGUGAAUUAUGCAAUAAAACAUUUGGUCAUGAAGUAAGCUUAAGUCAGCAUCGAGCUGUUCAUAACGUAGAAAAAGUUUUUGAAUGCAAACAAUGUGGCAAGCAAUUCAAACGGUCAAGUACGCUGUCAACACAUUUAUUAAUACACAGUGACACAAGGCCGUACCCUUGCAAUUAUUGUGGAAAACGAUUUCAUCAGAAAAGUGAUAUGAAGAAACACACAUAUAUUCAUACGGGUGAAAAACCACAUAAAUGUCAAGUGUGUGGGAAAGCAUUCAGUCAAAGUUCAAACUUAAUUACACACUCCCGAAAACAUACUGGUUACAAACCAUUUGCAUGCGAAUUAUGUCAUAAGUCGUUUCAACGUAAAGUUGAUCUUAGAAGGCACAAAGAAACUCAACAUACGGAUUUACGACCUUUGAUUAAUUGAAAUUUUUUAAAAUUUUUCUACUAAAUAAUGUAUUUAUUGUAAAUAUUAAUACGUUGUAUUUAAUUAUAAAACUUGCUUAAAAUUCAACAUUUAGAAUUUAUAUGUUUUGAAAGAUUUUUAUCUGCAAUUAUAAAAUUAUAAAAACAAA